AUGGCUCCAAACGCAGGCCUAGUCCACCUCAAAGAGUACGACAUCGAGGACAGCAACGUCGAGCUCAUCGGCUCCGACAUCGACCACCGCGUCAAGUACAACUCGGCCGCCACCGAGCCGGCCUGGAACGACGGCCAGAUCGGCCGGUCCCCGGGCCUCUUCGUCUGGCGCAUCGAGGACUUCCAGGUCGUCCCCUGGCCCCGGGAGAAGCACGGCAGGUUCCACUCCGGCGACAGCUACAUCGUGCUGCACUCCGUCAAGAUCGGUAGUAGCGGUAGUAGCCAGGAGAGGCUCAUCCACGACAUCUUCUUCUGGCUCGGCGCCCACACCACCCAGGACGAGGCCGGCACCGCCGCCUACAAGACCGUCGAGCUGGACGAGUUCCUCCAGGGCUCCGCUACCCAGCACCGCGAGCUCCAGCGCUCCCCUUCGGACGACUUCCUCUCCCUGUUCCCCCGUAUCUCCAUCCUCUCCGGGGGCGUCAGCACCGGCUUCCGCCACGUCGAGGAGGAGCAGCCCGAGAAGACGGAGACCAAGACGCUCCUCCGCGUGUUCAGCAACCCCUCCGGCGGCGCCGACGGCGUCAUCGUGCACGAGGUGGAGCCCACCUGGCAGAGCCUCGACGACGGCGACGUCUUCGUCCUCGAUGCCGGCGACAAGAUCUGGGUCUGGCAGGGCAAGGGCUCCAGCCCCUUCGAGAAGGCCAAGGCGUCCCAGGUCGCCCACGACAUGACACAGGCUAAGCACGCCGACGUCGAGGUCGUCUCCCAGACCGAGUCGAGGGCUAGCCGCGUGCUCAGCCUGCUCGGCAGCGACGACGGGGCACCUAGAGCCGGCCUCAGACACUCCCGCCCCGUCGCCACCAGGUCGCCGCCGUCACAAGGCCAGGACAAGAAGCUCUUCCGCCUUAGCGACGCCUCGGGCGCCCUCUCCUUCGAGGUCGUCAAGCAGGGCCCCUCCCUGUCGGCGGGCGACCUGGACGGGAACGAUGUCUUCCUGGUCGACGAUGCCGGGUCGGCAAUCUGGGUCUGGGAGGGCCAGGGCGCCAGCCGCGCGGAGAGGGCCAGCUGGCUAAACGUGGCGAGGUCAUAUAUCCAGCACGUCCAGAACUCGCAGCCCGGCGCAUACACAAUCCCUCUGGCCAAGGUCGUCCAAGGAAACGAGAGCAGGUCUUUCCUCAGAGCGCUAGAAGGGCAUUGA
Molecule: messenger RNA, 1200 nt
Organism: Clonostachys solani
Lineage: Eukaryota; Fungi; Ascomycota; Sordariomycetes; Hypocreales; Bionectriaceae
Source: the annotation of a GenBank genome assembly